AGGAAAUGCAAGCAGCCAAAGAUCGUUUCCAGUCAACUGGAUAAGGACAGGAAGGGACACAUUACCGUUAAUGACCUCAGGCGUCACUUCAGGGAACACAAUCAGAAGAUUGAUGAGCGAGUACUGCACGAGUUAUUGAACGAAGUCGAUUUGAACAAGAAUGGUGAAAUUGAAAUCGCCGAGUUCUUCCAGGGUCGGACCAGAUCACGCCAAUCGUUUGUGGCCUGUACUGACGAAAUUCAUGAACCACCAGGA
Ostertagia ostertagi is the source of this 255-nucleotide messenger RNA. Lineage: Eukaryota; Metazoa; Nematoda; Chromadorea; Rhabditida; Trichostrongylidae. The record is from the annotation of a GenBank genome assembly.